Toxotes jaculatrix (banded archerfish) is the source of this 5514-nucleotide messenger RNA. It is a transcript of the gene atp8b1, whose product is annotated as ATPase phospholipid transporting 8B1. Gene Ontology annotation, molecular function: ATPase-coupled intramembrane lipid carrier activity; ATP binding; magnesium ion binding. NCBI's taxonomy places the organism in Eukaryota, Metazoa, Chordata, Actinopteri, Toxotidae. The coding region runs from base 287 to 4033 and encodes 1248 amino acids. Gene Ontology annotation, biological process: phospholipid translocation; Golgi organization. The transcript has 31 exons. Gene Ontology annotation, cellular component: plasma membrane. The record is from RefSeq and is a predicted model, not a curated record.
ACCGGUCCGGCAGGUUUGAGCGGCACAGAGCAGGUGAGGCAGCGGGGGAAGAAGGGCGGGGAGCCGCCGGAGCUCACUACAAGCAGGAAGAAGAGGAAAACAUGGUGCGGUGACUAAAGUCCCGGAUACCGACUGAUAAUAAGGAUUCAUCUUUUUAUAUCAAUCUGCGAAGGAAACCGGUUUUUCCUGACGCCGCCUCCUCUCCCCGGCUGUCUGAGUGAGAGCUGAACCUCCUACUCCCUCUCAGGUUUCACUGUCGUCGCUCAGACAUACCUGAGGUGCUAAGAUGAGUCGGCGGCGUGUAGACUCCCAGGGUUCCAUGGGGCCUGACGAUGAGGUCAUGCCAUACAGUGACGAUGAGACCGAUGACGAAUUAGGAGCAAGCUCUGAUGGAGAAGCAGAAGAACCACCAGGAGCCCCGCAGCCUCCAGUAGAAGUUAAACCCAGCGAGAUGGGAUGGAAAGUGAAAGCCAAUGAUCGACCUUACCACCACCUGCCAGAGUUUCAGAAAAAAGUCUUCCUGUGCAUCAAGAAGAGCAGAUACUCUGGCAACGGCAUUAAGACUUACAAGUAUAACGUCCUCACAUUCCUCCCCCUGAACCUGUACGAGCAGUUCAAGAGAGCUGCCAACCUCUACUUCCUGGCUCUGCUCAUCUUACAGAUCAUUCCAGAUAUUUCCACUCUGCCUUGGUAUACCACACUAAUUCCUUUGGUUGUGGUGCUGGGAAUUACUGCCAUUAAAGACCUGGUGGACGACCUGGCACGGCACAGGAUGGACAAGGAAAUCAACAACAGGAAGUCUGAGGUCCUGCUUGACGGCAGGUUUCAGGAGUCAAAGUGGAUGAACAUUCAGGUCGGAGACGUGGUUCGUCUGAAGAAAAACGACUUUAUUCCGGCUGACAUCCUGCUGUUAUCCAGCUCCAACCCAAACAGCCUGUGUUAUGUAGAAACUGCCGAACUGGAUGGAGAGACCAACCUGAAGUUUAAGAUGGGACUUAGAGUGACCGAUGAGAGGCUGCAGGAGGAGCAUCAGCUGGCUCAGUUUGAUGCUCUGAUUGAGUGCGAGGAGCCAAACAACCGCCUGGACAAGUUCGUGGGGACGAUGCUGUGGCAGGGGGAGCGCUACCCUCUGGACCUGGACAACAUGCUGCUCCGAGGCUGCAAGGUCAGAAACACGGAGGAGUGUCACGGGCUCGUCAUCUUCGCAGGUGCCGACACCAAAAUCAUGAGGAAUGGCGGGAAGACGAGGUUCAAGCGAACCAAAAUUGACGAGCUGAUGAACUACAUGGUUUACACAAUCUUUGUGCUGCUGAUCCUGGUGGCGGCGGGCCUGGCCAUCGGUCACACCUUCUGGUACGAGGAAAUCGGCUCUAAGGCCUGGUAUUUGUACGACGGCAAAAACCAGGACGCCUCCUACAGAGGCUUCCUCAGCUUCUGGGGAUACAUCAUCGUCCUCAACACCAUGGUGCCCAUUUCACUAUAUGUUAGUGUGGAGGUGAUUCGUCUGGGCCAGAGUAAGUUCAUCAACUGGGACCUGCAGAUGUAUUUCUCAGAGAAAGACACUCCAGCUAAGGCUCGAACCACCACCCUGAACGAGCAGCUCGGUCAGAUCCAGUACAUCUUCUCCGACAAGACGGGGACUCUGACGCAGAACAUCAUGCAGUUCAAGAAGUGCACCAUUGCCGGACGCAGCUACGGUUCCCCGACCACUGCUGAAGGAGUGACGCUGGACAGAGGAAGGCCGGUGGACUGGAGCUGGAACCGCUACGCUGACAGAAAGUUCCAGUUCAUGGAUCAUUCCCUGGUCGCCGUUGUCCGAUCCAAGAAGGACAAAGAUGCGACGGAGUUCUUCAAACUGCUCUCACUCUGCCACACGGUCAUGGUGGAGCACAAAGACGGUGAGCUGGUGUACCAGGCGGCGUCUCCUGACGAGGGCGCCCUGGUGACGGCAGCCAGGAACUUCGGCUACGUAUUCCUGUCUCGCACCCAGGACACUAUCACCAUCAGCGAGAUGGAGCAGGAGACAACGUAUGAAAUGCUGGCGCUGCUCGACUUCAACUCUGACCGCAAGCGCAUGUCCAUCAUCUUGAAGUUUCCCGAUGGACAUAUCCGUCUCUAUUGUAAAGGAGCAGACACAGUCAUCUAUGAGCGUCUCGCCCCCAACUCCAGAUACAAGGACACUACCCAGUCUGCUCUGGAUAUUUUUGCCAAUGAGACCUUGCGGACGCUGUGCUUGUGUUAUAAAGACAUCAGCGCCACAGAGUAUGAAGCCUGGUCCAGGAAACACAAAGAAGCCCAGGUGUCCUCGGCUGACCGAGAUGCUGCCCUCGACCAUGUAUAUGAGCAAAUUGAGAACAACCUGAUGCUGAUUGGGGCAACGGCCAUUGAGGACAAGCUGCAGGAUGGAGUACCGGAGACCAUCGCCAAACUGGCCAAGGCUGAUAUCAAGAUCUGGGUUCUGACAGGAGAUAAGAAAGAAACGGCAGAAAACAUUGGAUACUCCUGUUCACUUCUGACAGACGACAUGCAGAUCCACUACGGAGAAGACGUCAAUGAAAAGCUAAGGCUUCGUCAGGGCAACAGGAGAAACGAACCCUCAAAUUUCCAUCGUGGCAAAAAGAAACCCGCAGAACCUUUCUUCCCCGAGCCGGGCAAAAACGCUCUCAUCAUCACUGGAGGAUGGCUGAAUGAGAUUCUGUAUGAAAAGAAGAAGAAACGCCGUCGUUUGCGUCUUCGUCGUCUAGGAAAGCGACCGCCUCCCAGCAGCCCUCAGGACGGACAGCCGAUGAACGACUGGGAGAAAGAGAUGAGACAGAUUGACUUUGUGGACAUGGCCUGCGAGUGUGAAGCAGUCAUCUGCUGUCGUGUCACGCCGAAGCAGAAGGCCAACGUGGUGAGUUUGGUGAAGAAGUACAAGAAGGCAGUGACAUUGUCCAUUGGAGACGGAGCCAACGACGUAAACAUGAUCAAGACUGCAGACAUCGGUGUGGGGAUCAGUGGUCAGGAGGGAAUGCAGGCCGUCAUGUCCAGCGACUACGCCUUCGCUCAGUUCCGUUACCUGCAGCGCCUCCUGCUGGUGCACGGACGCUGGUCCUACAUUCGUAUGUGCAAAUUCCUGCGCUUCUUCUUCUUCAAGAACUUCGCCUUCACUCUGGUCCAUUUCUGGUACUCGUUCUUCAGCGGAUACUCCUCACAGGUCGCCUAUGAAGACUGGUUCAUCACUCUCUACAAUCUGUGUUACAGCAGCUUACCUGUUCUACUAGUUGGACUUCUUGACCAGGAUGUUAAUGACAAACUGAGCCUGAAAUUCCCAAAGCUCUACCUGCCUGGUCAGCAAGGGACACUGUUCAACUACAGGAACUUCUUCAUCAGCUUGUUCCACGGCAUCUUCGUCUCGCUUAUCAUCUUCUUCAUCCCCUAUGGAGCCUUCCUGCAGACCAUGGGGCAGGACGGAGAAGCCCCCUCUGACUACCAGUCGUUUGCCGUCGUCACCGCCUCGUCGCUGAUUUUUACCGUCAACCUGCAGAUCUCUCUGGACACCUCCUACUGGACCUUUGUCAACUGCUUUGCGGUUUUGGGCAGCAUAGCCAUUUACUUUGGCAUCAUGUUUGACAUCCACAGUGCUGGGAUUCACGUCAUCUUCCCCUCAGCGUUCACCUUCACGGGUGUAGCAUCAAAUGCCCUGCGUCAGCCUUACCUGUGGUUAACCAUCAUCCUGACUGUAGGCAUCAGCCUGCUGCCCGUCAUCUGCAUCCAGUUCCUCCAUAAAACCAUCUGGCCCUCUGUAGGAGACAAGGUCCAGAGAAACAGGAAAAAGUACGAGAUGGAGAUGGAGGAGGAGGAGAAGAAGAAGCGGCCGCCAGCCUUCCAGCGUGGCCAGCGUUCCCGCCGCUCCGCCUACGCUUUCUCUCACUCCCGUGGCUACGCAGACCUCAUCUCGUCUGGGCGGAGCAUUCGGCGGCGCCCACCGGCCCGUGGUGGACCGCAGGACAGCAUCAGGGAGGUUCCCCAGAGGGAGGCCGAAAACAUCUGAGGAGCGGGAGGCCACGGAGCAAAACUGUAGCCAGACGGGUUUUAAAUAUUUGCGAAAGUGCGAGGAGCGCUUGGUUUCAUCUUCAUUUUUAUCUGUGGAGUUGCUGCUGAAAUGGUCAACAUCAGGAGCUAUGCACAGAAACAACACAACAACCUGGUCGGAGUUUGAGUCAACUUUCUUCUUUGAGGGAUUUCAGUACUGUAGGAGCUAAAAUAAGCUCCUCAUUUAGUUUCAGAAAGUUACCACCAGCGUGUGCGCCUGAUCUGCAGAAAGUUGAAUGAAGCGCUACGGAAUGUGUUUUUGGCUCCAGUUUGUGACCUUUGACUCCACCCGCCCCCACUUCCUCCUGUAUCCACAGACACUCUGUUAAAAUGCAAAAAAAAAAAAAAAGCUCACCGAAAAGACGACCGCCGUUAUGGGGUUUGAAGUCAUGCAGUGACUGUGUGACUGAUAAUGUUGUUUAACUCAGGACUUUUUAAAUCACAGCCUCAUUUUUAAUCAAGUCUGUCCCUGCUCACCAGUGCUGAGGCUCUGGAUGAGGAGACGUAAUGUGGUUUAAUAAGACACUUUUGGACGUUCACAGUUUUAGCCCGAUGUCUGCGGAGCACUUGAUGUGUCGGCGCUUUAUUAAAAUUAAAACCUAAUCCUAGUUCAUUUGUCCAUUAGCGACAUGAAAUCACAUCGCCACAUUUAUUUGGUUUAUUUCUGUCCGUUGAGAUGCAAACCCAGAACGUUUUCCCCCUCACAUUAAAGACAGCGAGCUGAAGCUAAACAUGUCUAGGUAUCUUCUUUUAACGUUUUAUUGUAAAUAAUGGUGGGACGUUAUUAUGCCAGGCUAUGCAAGGUGGUCAGAUGUUAUAAAGUGUGUCUUAAUUUAAAAAUAAGUUGUGAAUGUGAUUUUUUUCUCCUCUGCUGUAGAAAAUGUCCUUACAGAUGGACGGUGUAAACUCUUAAACAUACCUCUGUCAAAGCUGGAUUAUACCCCCCAUUUUUUUUUCCUUUUCUUUCUUUUGUUUUCUUUGCUGUAAAUAAACAGCAGUGUCUCAGUGUCAAUUUGCAGAAUGUAAAUUCAGUUGCUCCUCACUUCUGAGGGGGACAGAGACUCAGGAAAGAGGUCUUAGAUAAUCUUCUUUUGAUUAUGACAAUUGUUUAUUCUUUUCUUCCUGUUUUCUUAACUCCUUGGAGGUUAAAUCACACGUUGUUGUUGUUGUUUUUUUUUUGAGUGUGUGCACCUCACUGGUUGUUUACAGUGAACCCAAAGAAGUUAUAUAAUCUGAUUUAGGAUAUCUGCUAAACAAAGCCAAAACUGACAUAUACCUGUUCUGACUGUUACUGUACCUGUCAUACUAGUGUUACUGUAUAUGGAUCUUUUUAUUACUGAAUGAAUGGAGGCAGUAGGUCAUGACUGAGUUUGAUCUCUGUCAUAUGAUGGUGUUUUAUCAUGUGGUUGUUAAUAAAAGCCAAGGGCACAUUUAGCAAUC